CAUAGCCGUGCUACGACAGCUCGUGACUGCUUUGACUUAUUACAGGUUGGGCGCUACGUUCAUGUUAGGCGGCUCCUUUCUCUGUGGUCCAUGUAUUGUAAUGCCGCCAGGGCAUAUAUUCUCUAUAUAUUGUGUUGGCAUCGCGACCACAGAGAAUGGAGUCUGGCCGCCCGCGAAGCACGUGCCAACAGAACGGUCCUUCUGAAUCUCAAACUUUAUGAUACUCUUGACUCCGCUCAUUCGCGAAUCGGAAAGUCCAAUAUCCUACCUCAAUGGAUUCGCCUCUGAACAGCUUUCUGGAGAAUCGAUCUGCUGUACUCAAGAAGAAUUGCUGGGAGCGUAAUCUAUGGGACACGAUGCAACGUUCCACCUCAAAAAUGUCUGCCAAGAAACACCCUUUGAAGCUACUCGUCUGCCCUUCUCCUCAUAUCUCGCUGCUGCAGACUAGAGCCUUGCCGAUCUCUCAAAUCCACACGUGAUUCCUAUUGGUGGUCGCCUCUCUUCACCAGCCACAACUGCUGCACGCCAUGACCGGACGCAAGUCUCGCCCAGUCCGUAUAAAGAAUUCGCUACGUGUGCGUGAGGCAAGACACCGCCAAAGGUCGCUCACGGCCGGAAGUGUCGUGCAGUCGGAGAACAACGAUGAGGGGGAGUCGCUCGGGUUUCAAUCGAAGUCAUUCGCCUCGCGCGUCGAGGCCUUGUUUGCCGAGCGUGAUCGUAUCCUGGAGCACAACAGCGGGAGCGCGCUCAGGAUCUCGCACAUUGACGCAACCCUGGACGAUCUACUUCUUCAAAUACAGCGGGAGAUCCUGGGCAGGAAACUGAGGCUGGAAUUGUUGCAGCGCUCGAACGAGGCUCAGAGGAUCAUAUUGGGUGAUGUCGAUCAGACCAGCGUGACCGAGAGGCACGAGAUCAUGCAGUCUGUGGAGAAGAUCAAGGCUGCGGGACUGUACGGGAAAUGGUUGAAGGGCUGCUCGGUGUGAAUACGUACAGGAUAUGGCACGGCAUUGACGGGGACCUCAGGACACGACUAUUCAUUGGAUUCUUCUAUGACACGCUAUUUGAUAGGCGUGCCCUUAUAGCGCCUUAUAGCACCUUUUAUGAAAGAGUUCGACUUGGCAGAUCGACCCGCUAUGAUCUCUUUCGAGACAGUCAAUACUCGAUGCUGAUAAUUUCCAAAUUGAGAUCGCAGGAGGUGUUUGUCCAUGUUUACCGUGCGAACAUUGGCUGCCAACAACAGAAUUUCUUGAUGGAUUUCACUGUCUCUUCGCAUGUCGGGCGCCGCGACCCGGGGAUCCACGGCGUCAUUGAAGACACGGGGAAGGAGACCUGACAUCGCACCCCCGAUGAUUAUCUUUAGCGACUGGGUAUGUCAGUACCCGGUGACCGAAACACACUCGUCACAAGAAGAUUCAUCGAUAUCCCAUUCGCGACUCUGGUGCUUCUUUGGUCUCAGAAUUCAUUUGCGGUCUGCAGCGGGCAUGCCCCUCAUUGGGCUUAUGCGCUAGUUCGCACAGUGGAGAUCCACAGCCACCAUUCGGAGACUAUAAAGCCAGGGUAAAAGUUAGUCGCCGACGUAAUGUCAACUCCGGAAGCGGCACCCAGCUCUAUUCUGGUCUCUAUGUCGAUCGAAGCUACUGUUUUCAAAGGAUCUGCGGAUGGUGCCAUUGUUGAGGCGAAAGUCCAGCGCGACCCCCCGAAGGGAACCCAGGUCCUCGUGAAGAUCACACACUCUGGCAUCUGUGGGACCGACGAGCACUUCAAAACAUGCGAUAUGGUCCUUGGCCAUGAGGGAGUCGGGAAGGUUAUGGAGAUCGGGGACUCGGUGACCAAAUUCAAGACUGGGGAUGUCGUUGGAUGGGGGUACAUUCAUAAGACAUGUGGAAAGUGCCAUCAAUGUCUCUUGGGCGACGACCAGUACUGCGAGGACAAAGAGAUGUAUGGCACACACCACUUCGACCAAGGCUCGUUCGGCUCGAAUGCUGUGUGGGACGAGUCAUUCCUGUUUCUUAUCCCACCGGAAAUCGCGCCAGAACACGCUGCGCCGUUGAUGUGUGGCGGGGCCACCGUGUUCGAAGUCAUCGAAACAUACAACCUCCGCCCGACGGAGCGUGUUGGGGUCGUCGGGGUCGGCGGUCUCGGCCACAUGGCGAUCGAGUUCCUUUCCAAAAUGGGCGCCGCCGUUGUCGUCUUCUCCAGUACAGACAACAAGCGCGAAGAGGCGAUGCGACUGGGCGCGUCGGAAUUUCAUGCGACAAAAGGUCUCUCCAAGUUCGAGGGCGUCAAGCCCUUGGAUCAUCUGCUGAUCACGACAAGCUUUAUACCAGACUGGACUCCCUACAUCCGCAUCAUGCGACCCAGGGGUGGAAUCUUCCCCUUGACUGUGACCGACGGCAAUCUCGUCAUCCCUUCUACACCUGUAUUGACUUGGGGGAUCACGAUCCAAGGGACGGCCGUGGCCAGCCGCACUGUCCACGAAUCCAUGCUCGACUUUGCCGCCCGCAAUCAUAUCAAGCCGAUGGUUGAAUGCUUUCCGAUGACCAAGGCCGGUGUCGAGGAGGGAAUGGCACGUCUUCGAGAGGGGAAGAUGCGUUACCGCGGAGUCCUGGUUGCCCCGUCCGAGUAGAGAGAGCAUGGGCAUCUUAUGCACGUGUUCCAUGAUCAUGUAUUCCUCCAGCAUUUAAAACUAUGUAAACAGUCGAGCGCCAGAAAGACCGAACAAAGGUGACCAGUCGCCGUCUGGCCGUUUCGAACACUGCCAACAUGAUGUAUGGAUCUCGAAGAGCAUAGUCUGGGAGUUAUCAACGCCUUGGUUGAGUUCUGGAGAGAAAGGAACUCACGUCCUGGAAGUCCGCGAGAGGAAGAAUGCGAAGGAGCCCGCGAAAAGCGGGAUUCGAGACCCUGAUUGGGCCAAAAAGCUGGAAAGCUAUGAUACUGCGAUCCUGCUCAGAAUCUGUUCAGAUGCUAUUUAGAUAUGCCCCAUCUCGAAUAUGAACUCGAUU
Messenger RNA from Mycena citricolor, 3002 nucleotides. The record is from the annotation of a GenBank genome assembly. NCBI's taxonomy places the organism in Eukaryota, Fungi, Basidiomycota, Agaricomycetes, Agaricales, Mycenaceae.